UCAACCCCCAAGGAAUUGCCCCCCUUGUGCUCCUGCACAGCGGCUCCGCGCAGGUCCCGUUGCACCCGCCAGCUGUCAAUCAUCCGCCCUCCCGAGGCGACCACCGCCGGAGGCGGAGGCUGGGUCCCUGGCAACCGCCGCCGGGGGAAGGGCCAGGUCCCUGGCAACGGUGCGGUCACGUGCGCGGACCUCGGCGGCUGCGCGCGCCAGGGCUGGAGCCAAGAUGGAGCUUUCGGCGGUGGGCGAGCGAGUGUUCGCGGCGGAAUCGAUCAUCAAGCGGCGGGUGCGGAAGGGCCGCAUCGAGUAUCUGGUGAAAUGGAAAGGAUGGGCUAUCAAGUACAGUACUUGGGAGCCAGAGGAGAAUAUCUUGGAUGCCCGUUUAAUCGCGGCGUUCGAGCAAAGGGAGAGGGAGCGGGAAUUGUACGGACCGAAGAAACGAGGCCCCAAGCCCAAAACCUUCUUGUUGAAAGCCCGCGCACAAGCUGAAGCCUUGCGGAUUGGGGAGAUGCACUUUUCCAUGAAGCCGGGUCCCGGCGGAUCAGCCAAGAUUCCCGGCAGCCUGGCAGCCUACAAGCUGAAGAAGAACAUCCGCCGCUGCUACCGGACGUCCAAGCGGGGCCUGGCUCGGGCCGAGCCUCAGCCGGGACUGAGCGGGCAGGCCCGGCCCCCGCUCCCGCUGCCCGAGAGCGUGCGGAUCAUCAACCGGAAGGCCGAGCCGCGCAAACGGAAGCGGAGCCGCAUCAUCCUCAACCUUAAGGUCAUCGACAAGGGCAGCAAGGCGCUGGGCAAGGCCAAGAUCCCCUCGCGCAACCGGGUCAUCGGCAAGAGCAAGAAGUUCAGCGAGAGCAUCCUCCGCACCCAGAUCCGCCACCUCAAGUUCAACAACUUCUCCGUCUACGACAAGUCCUUCCACACGCUGCCCGGUGACGGGCGGAGGGCCGAGGGCGACCCCGGCACCUCCCGCUCCGAGCCGCCGCCCCCCUCUGCCCCCCGUUACCCUGGCGACCUGGCCCCCCAGGCGGGCAGUGAGUGGCCGGGCCCGGGAGGUGAGAGGGGCGGCGGGGCCAAGCCACCCGGCGAGUCCCCCAGCCCGGCCGUGCCCGACUGGAGGGAGGCCGAGGCCCUGGACCUCUCGCUGCCCCCUGAGUCAGCUGCCGCUGCCCGCCGCCCUCCCCCCGGCGCCCAGGCUCAGGCCCCCGGCUCCGACACCGAGCCUGAGUUGUCGGACUGGCGGCCCGAGAUGUCGCCCUGCUCCAACGUGGUGGUGACGGACGUGACCACCAACCUGCUCACCGUCACCAUCAAGGAGUUCUGCAAUGCCGACAACUUCGUCAAAGCUCCUGCUGUAAAUAAGUAAACCUUCCCCACCCCCACACCCACCCAGCUCUGCCACCAUCCCGGGAAUCCCCGGCGCUGCCCCCGACAGCCCAGUGCUCCUGCCUCCUACCGUCCUUCCAAAUCUCUGGGCAACAGGUCUUCUUCCCCGGAAACAUGGACCUAUUUCAUUCCUUCACUUCUUGUACUUGUCCCUUUGCUCUCAUUUUCUGUCUCUGCCUCUCUCUUUCCCGUCCUUCCUAUUCUAUUCCACUCCUCUCUCUCUGUCUCUCUCUGUCUCUCUCUCCUUUCAUCCUUUUCUCCCUCCCUCUUUUUCCCAUCCUCCAUCCCCCUGUCACCAGUCCACCUUUCCCUCCCAUCCGUCCAUAACUUGGGACCCCACCCUCUGUCCCUCGCGCCUCCCAUUUGUCUUUUACGUCUCCCCCCGCCCCCACUACCUAUUUCUCGACUCCUUUUGUGUGUCUUGUGACCUCCCCAGUUGCCCCUCUGUGCCCCAUCUCCUUUUCCCUCCCCUUCCAUUCCCCCCUCGUGUCUCUGUCCAUCCUCACUGCCCCCUUUUUCCGACUUCACCAGCAGGCAGCAGUGCUGGAGAUUGGCCCGUUCCCUCGACGCUCUCUCCUAUGAGUUCCCACCUGCACUCACACCACUGGUUCUUUCCACACCUCUUAAUGUUAGGAGUCUGGACUCUGCCAUUGCUGAAACUGGGAAGCAGUGACGGGAAUUCCCGGGAACGCUGAACUGCCAUUUCAGCCUUGCCUGUUUUGACAACUUUGUGAGGCCUCUUUCAUUUUUGCCACCGUUUAUUAGUAAUAUUAAGCGUACAACAGCCACUUUAAGAGAUGGGACAAACCCACAUUCCAUCUCUGUGCACCAGUACCAUGAGCUGGCUAAACAUCUUUCCAAAGCCUAUUUUUAAAAAAAAAUGGCCAUGGUUUUUAAAAACAAAAUUAUUUGGUGCAAAUACUUUUAUCGUAAGGAAAAGCAGAAGGCACUAGUUAGAACUCCUUUAGCACAGGGGGUUACAAUUGAUUCUGACAGGGCUUGGAAAGAGAUCAGUGUGGAAUUGUGGAUUGGGAAGGAGUUUUGGGAAGGAGGAAGACUGGAGAGAGAGAGAGAGUGUGUGUGUGUACAUCAUUGGUGUGGGCUGGCAGGGCUUUGGGGCAGUUGCUGGAUUAAGAGUGGGGGGUGGGUGAUGGUGUCAUCGCCUCCCUCUCCUCUCCCCCCACCCUGCCAAGGUGAUUGAUGCAUCACCAGCUGUUGUCACCAGCGCUUCUUUGUGGGAGAUUAUCUACUGUGGGGAUCUGGGGUUUGAAACAGUGAAAUGCCUUUUAAACUUUCCUGUCUUUUCACAAACUUUCCUGGAAUUUGGAAGCUUGAGGAGAAACCUGGUGGUGUGAAGCUGCGCGACGCCUUCGUGUAUUUGAACCUCACUCCAUCCUGCAGGGGCCCAGGGGUGGUGGUCGACAUUGUCACAGGGUUCCUGAAGGUUCUGUUGUCUCGGGACUGCUGUGGCAUCUGGUUUGCAGUGUCUCCGGGCACCCACUCCGUGAUUGGGCGUUUAUAGUUACUGUGGCUGGGUGUUUGGGGCCCGUGCUGUGGAAGUCAGGCCCGGGGAGCGAGGCUGUCUGCCAGCCGCUGCUUAAUUUCUGGGUGCCAGUUAAAGGCAGAAGCAAGAUGGAGGUUGGUAGUGGGGCUCAAGAGGGAGGCACAUCCUGUGUAAUGUUAUGGAAUUACGAUGUAAAAGGAAUCCGUGGCCCAUUGAGCCUGUUCCAGUAAAGCAAACCCAUUAGGACCAUUUGCCCCUUUUCCCAGAACUUCAACAUUUCCUUUCUGGCACUGAUUUUGUUUCCUCAUUGAAUUCCAGAUCAAAACUACAUAAUGUUCGUUAAGCAGAAGCCCCCAUUGUUCCCCUUUGAUGUCUGGAAUUGUUGUUCCUCUCGGUCUCAUAAGCAUCUGUGAAUGUCCUCCCACCCCAGGGCAGUCAUUGCAGCUUCUCCAGUCUGAAAUUCUACCUGGGAAGGAGGCACCAAGUGAAGUGAUGCCCAGUUUCCUGCACUUGUUCAUUCCUUUAUCAAACUGGUCCAGCAACUUGUUGGACAGGACUAUUGAAGUGAUGAUCCUUGCUCUGGCUCUGCUUGUGGAAUGGUUGGCGUGCUGAGCAGCGAUCUGUCUCCUGUGGAUGCUUUGAGGGGUGGUUGUUGUACAGCGGGGUUUUAUCGGUGGGUUUGUAUGCUGCUGAGUGUGGUGUGCUAGUGAGGCAUUCUUCCUCCAGGGAUAUUUAUACGGCUCAAGGAAACCUGCUGGCUGCUUCUGGAGAUGUAUUGGAUGUAUCUGGAGCAAAAACAAAAUUACUAGAGGAGCUCAUCAGGUCGAGUAGCAUCUGUGGAGGGGAAAAGAAUUGUUGACGUUUCGGCUCAAGUGUCUUGACCUUAAACGUCAAUGAUUCAUUUAUUCAUCCCCCCCCCCCCCACAGAUGCCGCUUGACCUGCUGAGUUCCUCCAGCAGUUAGUUUUUUGCUCAACUUGCCCACAAGACCAUGAAGAAGGUGGUCUGGGAGUGGAAUUGUCUCUCGUAUCCCUGGGAGCAGACUGCCAAGGGUUGUGGGACCUGUUGGUGGUGUCAAAGUUGGACUCAGUGUUGCUCUUUUUAUUUGGAGGGCACUAAAGUCAUUGACAGACUUCAAGAUGUAUUGGAGAAUGUAUUUAACUGGCUGGCACAGAUGUAGGGGGUGAUUGCCUGCUCCGUGCUCUGUGAUUCAGUAGUUGGCUGGGGGUAUUACUGACAACAAUGCAAAUAGAGUAGAAGAACCUGACCUGAGUUGAGCGAAGGAAUUAUUGGGAUGCCCAGCUCCCUGUUCUCCUGUGCAGAGUUCGAUUGCUUGGGAUGUGAAUGGGAAACCCAGCUUUUUGUAAUCAAGAUUGAAUUGAUUUCCAGUACACUAAAUGGGUCUUCCGUUUGUAAAUGGGGGUGGGAGACUAGCUGGAUUAUUCCAUCUUGCCCACACCUGGGGUGCCUGAUUUGACUGGACUCUUUGUACCCUGUGCAAACCUUCAACUUCCCUGGGAUUGGUGGAGUGUUACGUUGAGCUCUGGCUCACUCCCCUAAGGAGGGGAAGCUUUCUUCUGAUUGGUUGGCCUGAGAGAGAUGUGAUAGUGUUCUUUUUGGUGAUUGGCGGCCAAUGGUUUGCUGAGAUUCUAAAUCAUCUUGUCUAAUGUGACCUUCGAAUAUCCACUAUGAAUGAGUGAGAGAGUGUGUGUGUGUGUUUACAUGACUGGGUCUAAUCCAGCUCCCAGUGAGGCUGAAGCAAUGAUACACAGAUGUCCGUACAUUGGAAUUGAGCCAAGAAGAGGUUGAAAAGGGCAUGAGAAAUGCUGUGAUGCUGUGGAUACUCAGCAGGUCAGGCAGCAUCUGUGGAGUGGGAAGCAGCAACAUUUCAGAACUGAACCAUUAGCUCUUGUUUUCUCUCUGCAUGGAUGCUGCUUGUCCUGCUGUGUGUCGUCACCACUUUCUGCUUUUAAUAGUUUUUAUUAUUACUGUGAGGAAUUCUGUGUUGCACGAGUCGUAUGGAUCAGUGGAAUCUAACUGUUGCCCCGUCCGUCUCCAUGAAGUGCACUCCUUCUCCAAGGACUCCAGUUACCUGGUUGAGCCCAAAUACAGCAACAAUCGUGCUGCUGUUGUUGCUGCGAUUUUGGAAAUUUUGACAUUCCCCUUCCUUUCCCACCCUGUAAAUCUAUUGGUGUAAAAAUUGCCAAAUUUGACAGGUUGACCAGGUUUUUUUAGUCUGUGAGUAUGAAAAGAUGCAGUUGGGUAGGGCAGCAUUUUUUAGUAAGUUGUUGGUGUGAAUAGUUCAUUUUUGCAACAGAUAUAUAAAAAAUAUAUAUAUAUAUAUAUAUCGUGGCAUGUUUGGUGAGAGAGAGUUAAUAGGUUUUGUUUCUGGCUUGUGUGUCUAAGGCGGUUUUGGACGCCGAGAAUCUUUUUAUUGAACUGUUGGGAAAGUGGAGUGUUGCCUGUGGUGUUUUGCUUCAGUUCCCUGUCUCCAGGAGUGUUGUUGAGUUUAGUGAGAGCGUCGACACCACUGCUGGAUGCAGCCACAUCCUGAACCCCUUGCAGCAGCCUGUCAAAAUGAAAUUUAUGACCUGCUGCCCGUGCGUGUGUCGCUAACUGGAUUCGACAUCUUGAAGCAGCGGGUUGUCUGAAAUUGGAAUUCCGUAUGUAACAAAACUCUGUAUGUAAACACUAAUUAAACAUACCAUCAGGCAGUAUCCACAAUAAUAAUUAUAUAAAGAGCGUCAGAGACUUACUGUCUAAUAGCUGGUUAUAAAUACCAUCAGGUGGUAUCUAUAAUCAUCUGUUCAAAGCACAUUGGCCCUAUUUAUGACUGUAACAUUUGCUGAUUAUAAAAGUUCCAUUGGGCAGUAUCUUGUCCACAAUAAUCACAUGUUGUAAAGAUGUGAUUAUGUAACAGAACUGUCUCUGUGCCAGUGUACAUCAGACCCGUCUUUGAGAUGGAGGUGUGUGCUUACUUGUAAUUGUCAAGGGAAGUGCCUAUGGCCCACCUUGAGAGAGUAGGGAGGUACUGCUGUUUUUUCUGGUGAAGGAAUUCUUAUGGUGCAGUUGGCAGGGAGUUACAGUAAUGGUGGAAGAACAGUGAUGUAUUUCCAAAUUGGGAGGGUGCAUAGCUUGGAGGGAAGCCUGAAGGCGGUGGUGUGUGCCUUGGCAAGCUAUCCUUGUACCCCAUGGUAGGGCAUUUUGCAGAAGGUACACAUGGCAAAGAUUCUGGUGGUGGUAGGGAAUGUUUAAUGGAGUGCAUGGGGUGCCGGUCAAGCAGGCUGCUUUGUCCUGGGUGGUGUUGAGUUCCCUUGAAAGUUGGAGCUGCAUUUGCCCAGGCAACUGGGGAGUGUUCCGUGACAGUACUGAUGUACGUUGCAGGUGGUGGAAGGGUUUGAGUCGACAGGAGGUGAGUCAGCCGGCCUCUGACCUGUUUUCAUAGCCACAGGCUGGUGGAGUUGAGCCUCUGGUCACUGGUGGCUCUCGGGGGUGGGGGGGAUAAACUCAGCGACGGUAAUCCCGUUGAAAGUCAAGGGUGGAAUGGUUAGACUCUCGUCAGAGCUGGUCAUCGCCUGGCACAUUAAUGGCACGAACAUUACGCACGACUCAUCAACACUAGACUUGAAUGUUGUCCAGGUCUCGCUGCAUGCUGACAUGGGCUGCUUCAUUUGCUGAGGAGUUGUGAAUGGCAUUGAACACUGUGAUCAUCAAUGGCCAUCCCCACUUGUAAUGGAAGGAAGGUCAUUGAUGAAGCAGCUGAAGCUGGUUGGGUCUAGGAUCCUGUCCCAAGGAACUCCUUGCAUUAAUGUCCUUUGUGACUCCAGCCAGUGGAGUAUUUUCCCCUUCAGAGUCCAGGGUUUACCAGGGUUCCUUUGAGGCCACAUGCAGUCCAAUGCUGAGGCAGUCAUUUGUCUCUGGAACUUAGCAGUUUGUCCAUGUUCGGACCGAGACUGUGAUGAUGUUUGAUGUUGAGUGGUCUAGGCACAACCCAUACUGGGUAUUAGUAAGCAGGUGAAUAAGUGCUAAUGGAGUGUAUUCCUGUCCCAUCACUUCUUACCAUUUCCCACCUUGGAAAGGUGGAAACUGUGUGAAUUUUCCUUAUUGACUGCAGUUGAAUUUGAGCUGCAGUAGAUCUCAGACUUGCCUCAGUGUUGGGAUCUUGAGCUGAAGAUUGCGGCUCCAAGCUUCAAUCUGCCUAAUCUAGUUGGACACUGCGGUGCAGUACUGACAGGACUGCACCGUGAAAGGUGCCCUCUUUCUGGAGGGACCAUAAAUUUAGGCUCUUUCCUCUCAGGUGGGUGUAAAAGAAAAAUCCCAUGGUGCUAUUUUGAAGAAGAGAUAAUCAAAAAAAAUAUCAUUUGUUCAUUAUCACCUUGCUGUUUGUGGGAUCUUCCUGUGUGCAACUUGGCUGCCACAUUCCCUACAGUUAGAAUCGUGUCUACAAUGCGAAAGCACUUCAGUGGCUGUAAAGACCCUGGAAUAUCGUGAUAGGGAUGAAUUUUGAAGGGCUGUACCUUUAUGAGAAGGGGCCAUCAUUGGUUAGGUCACCAUUUAUUGCCUGUCCCUAAUUGCCCUUGAGAAGGUUGUGAUGAGUGGCUGCGGUCUGCAUGGUGAGGAUAAUCCCAAAGAUCUCGAGCACAGGAAGCUCCAGAACUUGGUCUCUGUGAUGAUGAAGGAACAGUGAUUUAUUUCCAAGGCGGGAUGGUGUGCAACUCAAAGGGGAGCCUGUGGUUGAUGCUCCCAGGAAUAUGAGUGAGAGAAGUCCAUUCAGCCUCUGAAACCGAUGUCAUCGUUGGUAGUGUUCUGACUGAUUCAGUGAAGUUGUAUGGUAAUGCUUGGACAAGGAGGCGAUGGAUUAGAUGGAAGCCACCACUGGUGGUCCCAUCUUGUUAGAUGAACAAGUGGGGCAGUGCACUGAGCUGCUGGCCAUUUUCUGGAUGGAUCUGGUGGUAUUAGGCCAUUUGUAUUUGUGUGUGUGUCUAUGUGAAGUGGUUUAGCCUAGUCCUAAUGUUACCCUUCCUGGGUAGAGAACAGGUCGCUGUAUCUUGGGGUUUCUUGGAACUAGAUUUUUGGGUUUAAGGCAUCAUUGAGGGCUGAGUGUACAAAGGUUUAGCUACAGCUGCGUGUUUCUUUCGAAAACCUGUCACUGAAAAGUUAGGAAAUAAAUGAGCUUUUUGGUUUCCAAUGCAGGUGUCUGUGACCCUCGCUGAUGGUUGCAGUAAUUCUUCCCAUUGACUUGGUUUAAGAGUGGUUUGUACUUCAGAAGGACUGCCACUCUUUCCACUGGGGUUAGAAGGUUGUAGGUUCAAGCCCCACUCAGAAUUUUGAUUGUAACCAGUUGGUGAAUCCCAAGGGGGUUACCAUUGAGACUUUUAAAUUGAGGUCACAACAGAGGUGGACAAAAAAUUCCUGUGGUUAUUAUAGGAAGAAUAGCAGUUUAUCCCAUUGGCUGGACUCAACAGUUUUUAAAAACUCAUUUUGUUUGUGAUACCUUUGUGAUGCACAAGCUGGCUAUAACACUAAUCCAAGUAACUAGUGGAGGUAUCAGCUGCUAUUGAUGGAGAGGUUGUGUUUGUGUGUUGCUCUGGUCACUGUCCUUGUAGGCACUAAGUGUUGCUGUGAUUGUUAAUUGAUUUUAAGCACUUAUGCAUUAACCUGGUAGGAGUGUGUGGCUGUAGUUUAAUUGGUGGAAAGCUGAGCUUGAGUAGCCGUAGGAGAGAAGGGGAGUCAUCUUGGUCCCUGCUUCCUCAGCUAUUCCAUGCAAGGGCUCUCUACUUGAAGCGGAAUUGAGAUGUCCAGGUGACUGUGUUAGUUAUUGGGUGAGCUCUGGUGUUGAACACUGCUCUGUGCCUAGUGACUAAUCCUGGGUUUACAGGGCCUGUAGUUAGGGAGUGAAGGUGGUGACAGUUCUCACUGAUCGCUCUUGUGUUUAAUGUAAGACCGUAAGAUAUAGGAGUGGAAUUAGGCCAUUUGGCCCAUUGAAUCUGCUGCGCCAUUCAAUCAUGGCUGAUUUUUUUUUCGAUCCCAUUCUCCUGCAUAACCCCCUUGCCAAUCAAGAACCUAUCAAUCUCUGCCUUAAAUACACCCAACGUCCUGGCCUCCACAGCCCUCCGUGGCAAUGAAUUCCACAGAUUCCCUACCCUGUAGGGUUGACCGUGGCCCGGGAGCUUUCCGCAUCCGGGGAGUCGUGUGACAGCCCCAGGGUCGGGGGUUGAUGACCAAUUGGGUAAUGCCCCAAGGCGUGGGGUUGAACAUCAUUGACGCCUCAACCCUUCCCCCUCCAAGGUGGGGUAGAGGUGGUGUUAGCACUCUGACUGAACCCUGAGUUGUGGCGCAGUACAGGCCUGGAAGUUCACUAUCCCGGGGCUGGGAAUUUAAUAGUCCAGAUAAGAAAUGUCUUCACUUGCAAGGGUGGUGAAAUCUCUCGCAUUACCUGCAUCAGGGGGGGAUGUGGAGGCUCAGUCCUUACAUUCAGAACAGUGAUGGAUAGACUUCUGGAUAUGAAAGGAAUCGAGGGAUGUGGGACAUUGCGGGGAAAGUGACGCUGAGGCAGGCCAUGACUCGAGGUGAAGGCACCAACUGACCCAGGCAGUUCUUCUCAGGGACCGCUGGAGUCGCCGAGCAUUGCAAACCCGUCCCCCGCUCUCCGCGUUCCCCUUUCACUGUCCAGGACCUCAGCCGGGUGCUCCUCUCUGCCCUCUACUGACUGGACGAGGUGCCAACAGCCAGGCUUGUUCUGGAGGCUCUGUUGUAAAUUGAAGCACUUUGAUUAAAUUGUUAAAAGUAGCCUGCACUAUAUUUUCAGGUGAUUUCAUAUAUUAUGGUCUCUCCCAAUACCUGGAAAGGCUUUGUGCUUUAAGCAGUUUUUGUAGAUUUUUAUGUUACACACCUUUUUAAAAGAUUAGUUAUCUAUUUAAAUUGCUGCUUUUGUUGAAAUGACGCUAACUUUUUUGUUUUUUUUUCCGCGAGUGGCCCGCGUCUCUCGAUCGGUCCUGGCGCGGUGGGUGACUCUCUUGCCGCUGAGUCAACGAGGUGUGGGUUCGAGUCCCGCUCCAGAGGCUUGAGCACGGAAUUAUAGACUGACAUUCUGUUGUGCCGUGGGAGUGCUGCGCUGUCGGAGGCGCCGUCUUUGGUGGUUGGGGGUGGGGGGUGGGGGGGGAGACGUUAAACUGAGGCCCCGUCUGCCCUUUUGGGCCGACGUUAAAAAUCCAUUGCAUUAUUCCGAAAAUCACCAGGGGUUCCCGGUGCCCUGGUCCAACAUUAUCCCAAGACCAAUAUCACUAAAAGCAGUGGAUCUGAGCAUUGCUCCUGGGAAUUUCUGCAAUUGAACUGCAGGACAGUCUACAUUAAAAUAGUGGCUGCAACUCGGAAGUUUUCUUUUGGAGCCUUUCUGAUGUUGAAUGUUAAAAUUUCUCCAGAGGAGGGCGUCCAUCCUGUGUGGGCAGGUGCAGUGUGGAAUUGGGCGAUGUCUGGUUUUUGUCUCACCGGGAUACGAUCUGUGUCCUGGCCCUGGCGAACGGAGUGUGUAACCCUUGCUCCAAGUCACUGCUAGAACAUAGAAGUCCCAGAAGCUGCGGGAAAAGGGCUUCCAAAACAGAACCUGCAGAUGCUGGACAUUUAAAAGAAAAUAUCUGGAGCACUCCACAGGUCAGACAGCAUCUGUGGCGAGAGAGAGAGUUAAUGUUUCAGGACCUGAAACAUUAAGUCCGCUUCUCUCUCCACCGAUGCUGCCUGACCUGCCGAGUGUUUACCAACAUGUUCUCUCUGCAGCUCCCAUGAGUUGAUGGACCAGGUGAGCGUGAAACCAGUUCGCUGGCGUGGUUAUUGAUUUAAAAUAGCAAACACUUGGUAUUUGCUCCCGGUCUGGGGUUCAACAGCUGUCUCUUCAUCUGCUGGCAAUAGAACCAACUGGGGCGGAUCUAGACGUGGCCGGGGGAUUCCGGGGAGCCCUCUGUUAAUUUUGCCAUAGAACUGCCCCCCAGCUGGGGUCUGGGACGGAUGAGUAUUCAGUGAAACCAGCUGGGUGGCCCUCCCAUUGGGAUAGAUUCGGUGAGAUUGGUGAGGGGGAAGAUGAGACUGUUGGUGUUGUGAAUGGCUGGGGUGACCUCUUCAUUGGGAUUGGGACGAUGGCGGGGGGUGGGGAGCGAGGGUUACGCGGUCAAAAUGCAGUGUGAUGUCACCACGGGACUGACCAAAUGCAUCGGCUUGACUCCAGAGGUUCAAGUAUGGUGAGCUUGAUGCUGAGAAUUGGGGCUUUGCUUAGAGUUGGGAUUCCCCUGCUAUUGUGCAGGGAGUGUUGGGGAAAGUCCUGGAGGGGAGAUGUACUGGAGGAGCCAGGGUUGGGAGAACUGGGACAAACACUUCGUUUUGUAUUAACCUUUAAUGUCUUCCCCGUUGACCUGACCUUGCGCAGUAAUGACUAUUCCUGUGGGAGUUGCAGGCCGCCACCACCGCUGCCUCUCUGCCCCCAGGAUGUUUUUUUUUCCCUCCAAUCCCUCACUUUCAGUUGGUUCCUUCCUCCACACUCAAGGGGGAAAGGAGCUGGCUUGCAUCCUCUGGUUGGGGAAAUGUCUGGUGGGGGAGGAACGUAAUGUAAAAAUGGGGCAAAUUAAGUGUGUGUGGUGGGGUGUUGAUGACAAUCCCACCCCUCCCCUCUCAUUAUCGUCCAGCUGGAGGAAGUCUCAGUGGUGAUCUCGAUGUACCCGGUGGUAGGUCCAAGCACCCGCGCUUCUGCAGCGUGGGAACGAAAUUGGGGCGAGGGGUGUGACGCUAGUGAGUGUGUUGUCUGAACGACGAGGCGUAACCUUCGUUGUUUGGAACGCCAGCACCGCUUGUGGAUAUAAUCGAUCAAUUGAUUUUUUUGUUAUUCCCAGGGAGAGAGGAAUUUGGAUUUUCUGAGGAUGGUAGCAGUGUCGCUGCGUGUGUGUGUGCUGGCUCCCUUGCGUACGUUGAGGCGAGGUUGCCACAAGGGAUUGAAAGGGGAGGGGGCGGUGCAUAUUGGAAGGACACUGCGCUUGAUUGUGUUAUUGGCGCGGGGGGUACACGGUAUCUGGGGUCCCCUCUCCACAAUAUCUGGGGAUAUUGGGGAUGGGUUGCAAUGGGUUCCAUGUUGGACUGGCCCAGACUCUAGAAAUUACCCUAUUGAGGGUGUCUCCUGUAAAAUGACCAUUACCAGGAGAACUGUGGAGGGAAUAAGGUUAGUCUGUGAGAGUGUUAGACGAAAAUAAACUCACGUCCGACCCACUUCUGAAUCCCAUCCGCCCAAGGAAAAAUCACCUCUGAACGGAUGAUUUUCCCCUCCCCUCAUUCCCUGAUUUUUUUGUUUUGUAAUGACUUGUUUUUGUAAGGACGAUUAACAAUCGGGAAAUGUCUGUUGAUUAUAUUUGCUGUUCUUGCGGUUUUUUAAAAAAAAAUCUUUGCAUUAACAUAGGCAGCACUCGGCACUUGUGUCGCGCUUUGGAAAUUCGGAAUAAAUAAAUGUCACGUUCCUAAA
This is a messenger RNA of Pristis pectinata (smalltooth sawfish), 12376 nucleotides long. RefSeq names its product chromobox protein homolog 6-like. The record is from RefSeq and is a predicted model, not a curated record. The transcript is spliced from 5 exons. The coding region runs from base 224 to 1357 and encodes 377 amino acids. Lineage: Eukaryota; Metazoa; Chordata; Chondrichthyes; Rhinopristiformes; Pristidae.